Molecule: messenger RNA, 1374 nt
Organism: Aspergillus campestris IBT 28561
Lineage: Eukaryota; Fungi; Ascomycota; Eurotiomycetes; Eurotiales; Aspergillaceae
Exons: 2
Coding region: 1-1374 (457 amino acids)
Source: RefSeq, a predicted model, not a curated record
AUGCCCCCGUUGGGCGAGACCAUCGCCGUGAUUGACAAAUCCGGCAAGGUCGUCAGUACGAGCAAACACCUCUUCAGCGUCUUUGAUCAGGCCAAGAACGCUUAUCGCCAGCGCAAGGCGGCCUUCCAGUCCGAGAAGAAUGCUCGGAUUGCCGAACAACAGGCGUUGAAAGCCCUGCAGAACUAUACCAUCGAUGACGGUCCUUCGGUCGCCUCGUCUCGCAGAAGUCGGUCGCGGCACCACUCGGGCCGUAGCCAUCAUCAUCACCACCACCGCCGUCACCAGGGCGAGUCCGUCUAUGAGCAGGAUCUCCAGUCGGUCUCGUCGCGCUCGGAGAGCUACUAUGGUAGCCCCAGAGACGUGGCUCGACGCCACACCCAUCAUGAUAUCAGCAUGCGCGAACGAGAAGGCCGGCCGAUGGCCGUUCGUUCCCGAUCCGAUGCCCAGGUGGACAUGGACCUGGCGUACGGCGACUACAACGAGACCUCUCUGGCUCGACAGCCGGCCCCGGAGGCCGGCGCGCUCCAGAAGAUCGAGGACCCCGAGCUGAAUGGGCUCGUGGGCCGGGCCCAGUGGCUCUUGGAGGAGGCCAACUGCGUCCAUCACAGCGCCACGCAAACCAUUGCCCAUCUCCAAAAGAAUCCCGACGCCAUGGCCGCCGUUGCUCUCACGCUGGCCGAGAUCAGCAACCUCGCCUCCAAGAUGGCCCCGGCCGCCCUGAGCAUGCUCAAGACGGCCGCCCCCGGUAUCUUCGCCCUGCUCGCCAGCCCCCAGUUCCUCAUUGCCGCCGGUGUCGGCAUCGGCGUCACCAUCGUCAUGUUUGGGGGCUACAAGAUCAUCAAGCAAAUCCAAUCCGGUGGCGCCAGCGCCGACACCGCCAAGCAGCCACCACCCAUGGGCGGGCCCAUAGGUGAGCCGCAGGGCAGCAUGGACGACAUGCUAGAAUUCGACCCCGAACACGUGAGCGGCGUAGAGAUGUGGCGCCGCGGCGUGGCCGAUGCCGAGUCCGACAGCGUCGGCACGUCCGUCGACGGCGAAUUCAUCACCCCGAGGGCAGCCACCAUGUCGGGGAUCGACGUGACCACGGCGCGGGCCUCGCGGGACCCCCGGUUCAAGUUCGACGACGACCACUCCACAGCUUCGUCCCGUCGCUCCCGUCGUUCGCGUGCCUCUCGCGGCCCAUCCCGACACCACCGGUCGCGGGGAGACCAUGUCCCGGAGUCGGAGGUGGGCUCGAAAGCGCCCUCCAAACGGCAUGGGCGAUCCUCUUCCCGGGCUCCCUCCAAGGCCGAGUCUCACUUCACGGACGGAGAGCCCAAGUCCAAGGACAAGAAGAAGCGAUCCAGCCGACUCCGUCUGAUGUUUACUUCUUAA